This is a messenger RNA of Triplophysa rosa, 1723 nucleotides long. It is a transcript of the gene ddb2, whose product is annotated as damage-specific DNA binding protein 2. Lineage: Eukaryota; Metazoa; Chordata; Actinopteri; Cypriniformes; Nemacheilidae. The record is from RefSeq and is a predicted model, not a curated record. Gene Ontology annotation, molecular function: damaged DNA binding; protein binding. Gene Ontology annotation, biological process: response to UV; DNA repair. Gene Ontology annotation, cellular component: nucleus; Cul4-RING E3 ubiquitin ligase complex.
AUGGCGAGAGGACGAGCUCAAACAGAGAAGAAUGCCAAUUCAAAAAAGAGACCGAAUAAUGAAUCUCCUCAGACCCUCUCCAAGAAGCUGAAAGCCAAAAAAGACGACAUGACCUCGUCGUCGUCACCAAAAACGGAAACCUACAUACAGGCAAGUGUGAAAUGGAUUGGAUGCCAAAAGAAAUUGGGCCAAACAAGUAUACUUCACUACAUUUACAAAAGCUCCUUAGGACAGUGCAUUCAUGUGCAUUUUCGCAAGUGUCUGCAAGAGCCUUUCACAUGCUCUCUUGGAGCCUACAGACUGCAUCGCACAGCCAGCCACUUUGACCGAAGGGUCACUUGUCUGGAUUGGCACCCAACCCACCCCACAACUGUUGCAGUGGGCUCCAAGGGUGGAGACAUCAUCCUGUGGGAUUAUAAUGCGCUGAAUAAAUCAACAUUCAUACAGGGGAUGGGUGCUGGAGACUCAGUAACAGGCAUGAAGUUUAACCAAUUUAAUACCAAUCAGCUGUUCACCUCAUCUAUUGGGGGUGCCACCACCCUUCGGGAUUUCAGUGGAUCAGUAGUACAAGUGUUUGCUGAAACACAUUCAUGGGAUACUUGGUAUUGCUGUGUAGAUGUGUCUGUAAGCCGUCAGAUGCUUGUGACAGGGGAUAAUGCUGGAAGACUUCUCCUGCUUGGUCUAGAUGGACAUGAGGUUUUAAAUGAGAAGCUGCAUACAGGCAAAGUGACCCAUGCAGAAUUCAACCCUCGGUGUGAUUGGCUGUUGGCAACAUCUUCCGUUGAUGCCACGGUUAAAUUGUGGGACCUUAGAAACAUCAAAGACAAAGGCAGUUAUCUGACUAAGAUGCCUCAUGAAAAACCGGUCAAUUCUGCUUACUUUAAUCCCACUGACAGCACCAAGCUCUUAACUACAGACCAGAUGAAUCAAAUCCGGAUUUACUGCUCGUAUGACUGGUCUAAACCUGAUCAAAUUAUUACUCAUCCUCAUCGACAGUUCCAGCACCUUACACCCAUUAAAGCAACCUGGCAUCCCAUGUAUGACAUCAUCGUGGCUGGCCGGUACCCAGAUGAUCGUGUCUUUGUCAAUGACAAGAGAACUAUUGACUUUUAUGAUGCCAGCAGUGGUAGGCUGGUGCAUCAGCUCAGAGACCCCAAUACCCCCGGCAUCAUAUCUCUGAACAAAUUCAGUCCAACAGGGGAUGUUCUGGCAUCUGGAAUGGGGUUUAAUAUUUUGAUUUGGAAACGAGAAGACAUGCUGCUAAACAGUGAUAAUCAAAACCAGGAAUUUACAGAGGAAAGAGUGGAGGGCGGUAGAGGCAGAGCGGGAACCUCUAGGUCCCAGCACAGUGCACGGCAGCAGCCUCAAAGAGACAAAAGAACAUCUCAAGAUAAUGCCAAGCUGAAGAAAAAGCUCAUCUCUGUCAUCAACAGAGACCAAAGCCAAGAGCAAACCAGAGUCAAAGACUUCAAAAGCAAAGAGAAAGUGACCGUGUUGACACUGGAUAACUGGAUAAUCAGCAGAUUUUAUUAGUAGGUUUACGAAAAUGUUUGUGCUAUUUCAAUGUAUUAAAAAACAGUUAGUUUGGUUGGUUUUUUAUAUCUCUUCAUAGGAACUUGAAUAUAUUUUAUAUACAACUUAUUCAUACAAUAAAAUGUUGUUAUAUUAAAACUAUGUCUCUGUUAGGCCACUUAACUAACAAUAAACUUACAUGUGAGUCAAG